AUGGAAAAUUUCAAGCUAAAAAAUGGCAUUGGAGAGGUUUGGCCUCGCCUUUGUAUUUCUCAAGAACCAUUCCAAAAGAUCAUAAUUUUCGCUAAACUCUAUCUCUUCCAUCAUCUGGAUUCUUGCCCCAAUCUUCAGGCCCUUUUGAAGAUUAUCCUUUUUACUAGCUCCGUCACAGCCCUUGCAGACCUCGUGGCACUAAGGAGUGAUUUGGCGCAACUGUACAAAAUUGUCUACUUCCACGAGAAUCAACUGGUCUAUCCCGUGCGGGAGUACAAGCAACGAUAUUUUCAGCACGGAUAUAACGACGUACUCUCUUGUUUAGUGGCUGACAAGAUUUUAUUCAAUUCCAAUUUUAACAAAGAAUCUUUUUUAAAAAGCCUUCCUACAUUUUUUAAUCUGAUGCCAGAUUACAGACCAAAGGACUUGGAGCAACAAAUCCGGCCGAAAUGUGAGGUUCUCUACUUUCCCAUCGACAUCCCAGGGAGCUCAUUUGUUUGCGAGGGGGAACCGCCUACCAAGAAGCACGUUCCUGAUGCCUCUCUUAAGCGACUACACAUAGUGUGGCCUCACAGAUGGGAACAUGAUAAAGAUCCCGAAACUUUUUUUACAGUCAUGUAUCGCUUGAAAGAUUCCAGAGAAAGUUUUGACUUGUCUGUGAUUGGAGAGACAUUUACUGAAAAUCCAAAGAUUUUUGAAGAGGCCAAAGAAUACUUAAAAGACCACAUUGUGAAUUGGGGAUUCAUACCUAAUAAAGAGGAAUACUAUGAAGUAUUGAAAUCUGGAGAUGUUGUGGUUUCUACAGCCAUCCAUGAAUUUUUUGGAGUUUCUAUGUUAGAAGCUACAAGAUUUCAUUGCUAUCCUCUUUGUCCAAACAGACUGGCAUAUCCAGAAAUAUAUCCAGAGAAAUACUUAUAUAACACGCCUAAUCAACUAUAUAAGAAGCUGAGAUAUUUUUGCCAACGCCCCAGUGCCGCUAGAAGUCACAAGAUAGAGGUAGAUUUAUCACGAUUUUCGUGGGAAACAUUAAAGCCACAUUACUUACAUUUCUUUAGUCAAGUCAUAACUGUGCCAAUGUCAGAGUAGAGAACAAAGAAAUAAAUUAUUUUUUUAUUGCA
Molecule: messenger RNA, 1118 nt
Organism: Argiope bruennichi
Lineage: Eukaryota; Metazoa; Arthropoda; Arachnida; Araneae; Araneidae
Product: glycosyltransferase-like domain-containing protein 1
Exons: 10
Coding region: 1-1086 (361 amino acids)
Molecular function (GO): glycosyltransferase activity
Source: RefSeq, a predicted model, not a curated record